GGGCGGAGUCAUUUCAAUAGACGGUCAGCCAACACAAGGAAAGUCACCCACACUACUUGCUGCAUGAGCUCGUAACUUGUAUUUUAACGAGAAGAGUUAUUAUUUGACAGAAUUUCUCCAGUCGAGGUUGAUCCGUAUUCCACCGCUGCCAACAUGUCGGAUUUAGAGAGACUGAAGAUGACCGGCGCUGGGAAAGCUAUCGCCUUGUUGACAAGUGGCGGAGAUGCACAAGGAAUGAAUGCAGCUGUCCGCGCUGUGACCCGGAUGGGGAUAUUUGUUGGAGCCAAGAUGUAUCUCGUAUAUGAGGGCUACCAGGGUCUGGUGGAUGGAGGGGACAACAUCAAGCUGGCCCACUGGCAGAGUGUUACCAACAUCAUACAGCAGGGUGGCACGGUGAUCGGCAGUGCUCGCUGUAAGGUCUUCACCACGCGGGACGGUCGCCUGGCAGCAGCCUUUAACCUGGUGAAGAGAGGCAUCACCAACCUGUGUGUGUGUGGAGGAGACGGCAGCCUCACCGGAGCUAACAUCUUCAGGACCGAGUGGACUGGACUGCUGGCUGAACUGGUUCAGAAAGGCCGGAUCACCGACACCCUAGCGAAGCAGCAUGAUCACCUGAACAUCGUAGGGUUGGUUGGAUCUAUAGACAACGACUUCUGUGGGACAGACAUGACCAUAGGCGCUGACUCCGCCCUGCAUCGCAUCAUGGAGAUAGUGGACGCCAUCACUACCACCGCACAGAGCCACCAGCGUGCAUUUGUCCUGGAGGUCAUGGGACGUCACUGUGGGUAUCUAGCGUUGGUGUCUGCUCUGGCCUCCGGAGCAGACUGGCUCUUCAUCCCAGAGGCUCCACCAUUAGAGGGCUGGGAGGACCACAUGUGUGCCCGCCUGGAGCAUAGUCGCAGUAAGGGCUCCAGACUGAACAUAGUAAUCAUCGCUGAAGGGGCCAUCAACCGAGCUGGUGAACCGAUCUCUUCAAACUACGUCAAGGAUCUGGUAGUGAAGAGGCUGGGCUAUGACACCCGGGUGACAGUCCUAGGUCAUGUACAGCGAGGGGGAACACCCUCCGCCUUCGACCGGGUGCUGAGCAGUAAGGUGGGAGUGGAGGCUGUCGUCGCUCUGUUAGAGGCCACUCCAGAGACCCCAGCCUGUGUCAUCGGCCUGUCAGGAAACCAGGCUGUCCGCCUGCCUCUUGUGGAGUGUGUACAGAUGACUAAAGAGGUUCAGAAGGCCAUGAAUGAAAAGAGGUUUGAUGAAGCCAUCCAACUGAGAGGAAGGAGCUUUGAGAACAACUGGAACAUAUACAAACUGCUUGCCUUUCAGAAGCCUGCUGUUACCAAGAGCAACCACACGCUGGCGGUGCUGAAUGUGGGUGCUCCAGCAGCAGGGAUGAAUGCAGCGGUCCGGUCGGCUGUCAGAGUGGCGCUGGCCUACGGUCACAAGGUCUACUCUGUCAACGACGGCUUCGAGGGGUUGGCCAAUGGAGCGGUGACAGAGAUCGAGUGGCACGGUGUGGCUGGAUGGACUGGCCAGGGUGGAUCUCUUCUGGGGACUAAACGAACCCUUCCUAGUACUUGCAUGCAGAAGAUCGUGGACACCAUCAACAAGCAUAAUAUCCAGGCUCUGCUGAUCGUUGGGGGAUUUGAGGCGUACGAGGGCGUGCUGGAGUUAUAUGAUGCUCGCGGUAGCUUUGACGAGUUGUGUAUCCCCAUGGUGGUGAUCCCUGCCACCAUCAGUAACAACGUACCCGGGACAGACUUCAGUCUGGGGGCAGACACGGCUGUCAACGCUGCCAUGGAGAGUUGUGAUAAGAUCAAGCAGUCGGCUACAGGGACCAAGAGAAGGGUGUUCGUAGUGGAAACUAUGGGAGGCUACUGUGGUUACCUGGCAACCUACGCCGGUAUCGCUGUGGGAGCAGAUGCUGCUUACAUCUUCGAGGACCCCUUCAACCUCCAGGACCUAAAGACUAACGUGGAGCAUCUUGCAGAGAAGAUGAAGGAAGACAUCCAGAGGGGUCUGGUGCUGAGGAAUGAGAAGUGUCACCUUCACUACACCACUGAUUUCAUCCACAAGCUGUAUUCUGCCGAGGGGAAGGGCAUCUUCGACUGUAGGGUCAACGUGCUGGGGCACCUCCAGCAGGGAGGUGCACCAACACCCUUCGACAGAAACUGUGGCACCAAGCUGGGUGUGAAGGCUGUGCAGUGGCUCACAGAGAAGAUGAUCAACAACUUCAGACAAGGUCGUGUGUUCGUCAACGCCCCAGACACAGCGUCUGUCAUCGGCUUCAGUAAGAAGGUCCUGUCCUUCAUCCCUGUGACUGAACUUAAGGCACAGACUGACUUUGAGCACCGGAUGCCCAAGGUCCAGUGGUGGCAGAACCUGCAUCAGAUUCUGAAGAUGUUGGCCAAGCACCAGACCAGCUUCAGCGAGUAUGUCCCUGGAGAGAUAGAACAUGUGACCCGACGCUCUCUCAGCAUCGACACUGGCUUCUAGAACACAUAUUAACCCUGGACUGUAGACACCGGCUUCUAGAACACAUACUAACCCUGGACUGUAGACACCGGCUUCUAGAACACAUACUAACCCUGGACUGUAGACACCGGCUUCUAGAACACAC
Oncorhynchus tshawytscha (Chinook salmon) is the source of this 2614-nucleotide messenger RNA. It is a transcript of the gene pfkla, whose product is annotated as phosphofructokinase, liver a. The record is from RefSeq and is a predicted model, not a curated record. NCBI's taxonomy places the organism in Eukaryota, Metazoa, Chordata, Actinopteri, Salmoniformes, Salmonidae. The transcript is spliced from 22 exons. Bases 154 to 2490 code for a protein of 778 amino acids. Gene Ontology annotation, molecular function: monosaccharide binding; 6-phosphofructokinase activity; AMP binding. Gene Ontology annotation, cellular component: 6-phosphofructokinase complex; membrane; cytoplasm. Gene Ontology annotation, biological process: fructose 6-phosphate metabolic process; fructose 1,6-bisphosphate metabolic process; canonical glycolysis.